AGAUAUUUUGAAAUCGAAAGUCGAACGAAAGUACUUCAAAGUAGGUAGACUAAACUAAAGUAGUAGUGUAGUAAAGUUGUUGAGGCUGAACGAGAAAAAGCUGGAGUGGGUAGACUCUAUUCUAGAUUCUAGAAUCCAGAUUAGAUCUAAGAUCACUAUUGGAAUAUCGUGUUGAUUGUUGAUAUUUUUUGACAAAGAUGAAGGGGACCCACGCCCACUUUCAUGUUUGUUAUGGAGAUUGAACAUGAAACUAGCACAGUGUAUGAAGUCAAAGGGUGAGGCUGACUGUCAACUUAAUCGUUACCAUGCCUGCUUCACUUUGUUUGUAUGAGGAAUUGAAAGACCAUCUACCAGAAAAUGCUAAACGCUUGAAAUUGUCCUCAAUGAAUGAGGAUUUUUUAGAGGUGGAUGAAGACUAUGUGCAGGGUGUGAUACAAACGAAAUAUGACUUUCAUACCCUGCCAUAUCCAGCCCUGAAAUUCGUUCUUCAUGAUGGCUCUGGUAGUGUGGGCCUUUUUACAAUGGGUGAAGCUGCUGUUGAUUUGGAUAAGUUGGCGUCAGAAGGGGACAUCUUGGUGUGCACUAAGUUUUGUGUAGAACUUAGUUGUGAUCUUCCUACUCUUGUUGCUAAUGAUGUCGAUGACGAGACAAAAGUAUUGGUUAUCCCGAAAAACAGUUCUAAUGCUUGUGGAACUUCUUCUGAUAAAAAAUCCCCUCUUGGAAAACAUUCGUCUUUGGCUCAGGUUUCUCAACCAGGCUCCAGCCGACACGAAGAUUCCUCCAGCUCUAAGCAGGUGGUCAGGUCUGUAAUUAAGAGCCCCAACAGGAACCUCGUGUCCUCCACUGUGUCUCCUGCAAACAAGUCCUCUUCUGGAAACACACACCAAAAUGUUCGUCCUUCUAGCUCAAAACAAAGACGUGAGUCUCCUAGACGUGAAACCAACCGAAAGGAUGUUCUAUCUCAACCAAGUCCCAAAAAGGCUGGCAUCAGGUACUCCUACAAAGCUCUGUCUGACGUGGCGGCGAACACAGUGGUCAAUGUGUACGGUAUUGUGACCUUUACAAAGACUCCAGCUCAGUCACGAGGCUCAGAUUUCUACUGCCUGAUCUCUAUUCAAGACCCAAGCCUUGCAAAGACUGGGGAAAAAUUAUCCUGUAAUAUCUUCAGUAAAAGCAGUGAUGAUCUUCCUAGGGUUGAUGUUGGUGAUGUUGUGAGGUUUCACAGGCUGAAAGUUCAGAAGUUCCAAGGCAAAAGGCAAGGCUACAAUGGUCCUGGUUUUCAAUGGCUGGUUUUUCCUGAGGGGUCUGUGGGACGUAAGGUGGCUUCCUCAAUGAACUUCUCCUUUUGUGAAGAGGACAAGAAUGAGGUGAAAAGACUGUCUGAGUGGUGGGAUCAGGUGGGCAGCAGUCAGGGUGCUAUACCCUCAACCACUCUCUGCCAGGCUCAGCCGCGGGAGUACUUCAAUCUGAUCUGCCAGAUUAUCCGCAUUGGAGACAUGAGGUCUGACACUGACUGCAAGCUUCUUCGAGUCUGGGAUGGGACAAAGUUUGAAGGGUCUAUCAAAGAGGCUGAUCUGCGUGACUAUGAUGAGUCAACCCUUGUUGAAGACAGGAACCUGCUGACCGUAUCUGAUGACCUGGCAGUUGACAUCUACUUGUUCGAAAACCAUGCAGAAACUGCUGCCAAUUUUCAACCUGGAGACUUCAUCAAACUGACCAACCUGCAUGCCGCUGUGGUGGGAGGUCAAGUGGAACUGACCCUUCACCGAGGCACUGCGUUCAACCGUGGAGCCAGAGUUUUGUCCCCUGACUCACCAGAGGUGAUCCCCGUGAGUUCCCUCAUAGGCACGUGUAUGGCUGCUCAUGCAUGUGGCGACAGCGAAAACCAUUCCAUGCUUGAUGAGUGGACGCAGCAACCCCAACAUGGAGACAGGGAGGUCAGUCCUGAGGUUGAGGACCAAGAUACCUUGAACUGUCCACCAAUCACAGCACAGAGUGGUGGUGGUGCAGAGGGACAUACGGGUGAUGGUGAUGAGCAUUUGAACUUUGGCUCUGCCUCUUUGUCUCCAGUACAAAGAAGAAAAAUUGCUCAUCGAACUUCAAAAGGCAAAGGGUUGGGUAAAAAUCGGGUUCGUAUGUACAUAAAUAGUGACUCAGACUCGAAUUCUAAUGCGGAUACAUCACAAACAGCAGCGUCUUGUGUUCAUGGCAGCAGACCUAGAACUAGGUCUCAACAAAAACAAUGUGAAGUGAGCCCAGAUGAGGAGGAAAUGGAUAGUGAUGACGAAUCUGUUUUAGGAAAUCGGUCUGUUGUUCUGUCGAUGGAGGAACCUGAAGACAGGUCUGGAGCAAGGCCUGAGACUGAGAUGCAUGAAAGUCCUCUUGGGAGUGGUGUUGUCAGGGAUUCUUCCUGUGUCCAAGAUGGUAAAAUUUCAUCUUCUGGGAACAGCUUUGAUGACUCUGGUGCUCAGCAGCUUGAUAAAGGAGGCGCUGACAGCUCAUCUCAAGGAACUUUCGCAACAGCUGCGGAAAGCUGUCAGCUUUCCUCACAAGACAAUCUAAGCUCGCCAAGUCAAGAGAUAAUAUCCUCUCCAGUGACAAUUCCAUUGUCUCUGAAAGCGAGGAGUGUGUCGCCACAGCAUAGUUUCUUUAAUAGUCAACAAUGCUCAGAGGAGGACCAACAUUCUAGCACUAAUGCUGAGGGUGUCCCCAGUACUGAGCCACGUUUGUUUCAGUUAACAGAGGAGGACUUUGUUGCUGACUCUGAGAUCUUGUGUUUUGACACAGCUGCUUCGGUUCCUGAGACAGAGACAGAUCAACUCAUGGAAACUGCAGACAGUGACCUAACAAUGAAUUCAACCAUAAUGGACACCGCAGAUCCUGUCUACUCUGUCUCCAUGGAUGACAGUUUCUCCACCCCUAGGUGCAUACUGAAAACUGCAUCAGCCAUUGUUGGUCAUGUCAAAGUGCCAAUAACAAAACUGAAGGAUGUCCUGUCUCACUCCAUGCCGUGCAAGUUCAAAGUUCAAGUUAAGAUUGGGGACUUCCAUCCCAGACCUCAGACAGUAUCGGAACUAUUCUAUGUUUACUGCUUGAAGUGCAAACACUAUGAGCAGACUCGACAAGAUAUAAGAGAAAAUCCUAGCAGUGCAGUAGAGCAGCUGUGUCCUGUUUGCCCAGACCAGAAGAUGCAGCCUACGAUCAUUAUGAUGUUUGAGCUGGUGGAAGAUGACUGUGCUGUCAUUGCUUACUUGUGGGACACAAAUGCUUUGCAGUUCUUGAACCUUAAUGAGCCGCUGGAACUGUUGACCAGGGAUGAGACGUUCGCUGAUAUAAAGCAGUCACUGGACGCUCUCUGCCCCCCUAACUUCACAGUUUCAGAGAGACCCUGGUUUGAAUGUUGUAUAUUUAGUUACAAAUGUGGAAACAAAACAAAGUACCAGAUUUUCGAUACUGUCCUCAUCAGGAAGGAGCUCAAGUAAACAGGGGAAAGACAGUCAUGAGGCUUGAGGCAGUCUCCAAAGCUAAGGGCUGAUCUCACUGGUCAAAUGUUGCAUAGUCAGUCAAACUGAGGUUUUUGAGGUCUGAAAAAUCAAGUAUUUGAAAGAAAGGCUUGUCUUGAUUGACCAAAUGGAUAGGUGAUUUCAAUCCUUUGCGUGUUAUUGAAUUGUGGUGAUGUCUCUGUUCAAGAAAAUUGCAAUCUGUUUUUGGUCAAAUGUGUCAGGAGAGACAAUUGGCCGAUUUAUUCUGUGCCUUUUUUUAUGAAUUUGGCUGAGACUAAAAUGAAAAAUUACCGUUCAAUUACAAGCUUGAAACCACUUGACAAUCUGAAGCAGACUUUUUUUUUACACUUAAAGUUUACAAUUUUUAUCAACUAUGUCUUUGCAAAAGAAAAAACAUUUCAGGUCAUUUGAGCUGUGAAGCUUUUGUAUGUUUUCUCAAUUUUCUGGCUAUACUGUUUGCAUUAUUUUAAGGAUGCAGUUAUUUCUGAGUCGGAACAUGUACCGUAUGUGAGAAAAGUGAUAUUGAAAGGCAGCUGUUAUGAAUUCUUAUUGCUACUGCAAAUUUUUUUAGUGAGCUUUAAAUUUUUCUAUGUUCUUGCAUAAAAUCAAGUUCUUGUUACUCCUAUGGGACACACAUUAGUCUCGCGUGGUUCGUUCAUCUAUUUUCAUUUUUGUUAUUUCAGUUUCAGAUAUUUAUCAAUCACAUCAGUUAAGCUUUGCAGCUUUAUUUUGUUUUGCCUUUAGCCUUCUUUCUGUCCUCAGUUGUUAUUUGUGGACCCAUUAUCAAAUUUUUCAGAACUGGGAAAAAUCAUGCAAAAUAAGACCUUUUUUGCCAGAUAGAUAUAGAAAUCAUGACUUGUUUCAGUUUUCGUGUUUUUAUUGUUUUCUGUAUAAUUGUAAGUUUCAAAAGAUGCAACUAUUUUUUCUGGAGAUGAGCUAUUUGUUUUCUUUGUUCGCUUCUACAGUAAGCCAGAAAAUUCAUUAAUGUCAUUUUCAUUUCCCGAAAUGAAAAGAAUUGCUUGCUUUUGAAAUAUUAUUUGUGUGUAAUAUAUUAAAGGCCAAAAUACAAUUCCACUGAACUUCAU
Messenger RNA from Aplysia californica (California sea hare), 4588 nucleotides. RefSeq lists its product as uncharacterized. The coding region runs from base 306 to 3482 and encodes 1058 amino acids. Gene Ontology annotation, biological process: regulation of telomere maintenance via telomerase; telomere capping. NCBI's taxonomy places the organism in Eukaryota, Metazoa, Mollusca, Gastropoda, Aplysiida, Aplysiidae. Gene Ontology annotation, cellular component: nuclear telomere cap complex; chromosome, telomeric region. The transcript is spliced from 17 exons. The record is from RefSeq and is a predicted model, not a curated record. Gene Ontology annotation, molecular function: telomerase inhibitor activity; G-rich strand telomeric DNA binding.